AUGGCGGAGAUGGUUGAGGUCCUGACGGCAAGGACCGCAGAAGAGGAGUCGCGGCAGCUCCGCGAUGAAGCGCGGCGGUUGUCAAACGACAACAAUCGCCUGAGAGCGCGGGUCACCGACCUUGAGAAUGACCUGAAGGCCAUGCGCAGGGAGUUCUCGGAACGCAAGGCUGUGGAGGACACAGUGGUGGCGGAGGCUCCAUCCUCGGAGGCAGCCAUCAUCAAGAAGGUGGUCGAAGGUCUGAAGGGUGACCUGGCGCGAACCAUCGGCGAGAUGAUGGACGCCAAGCUGGCUGGUAUCGAAGACCGGUUGCUGCCGGCACCGGUGGUCCGGCCGCCCCUGGCAGCUGCCACCAGGCAGGUCGAGCGGAGCACUAGAGAGGAAGCUCCCCAGGGCCCCCCUGUCCCAGCGGCAAAUCCUCAAGCCGAUUCGUGGACCAAGGUGGCGGCGAGGGGAAAAAAGAAGAGGACGCAGCCUGCUCCAACAACGGUCAACACGACGUUGACCGCGCCGGCUAAUCCGGCUCCGCAGGCGCAGGCUGGAAUCCGCCGGAUACGUGCGACUGAGUCCACCAAGCCAGUGGAGCCGGUGAAGUCGGUGAAGCCGACAAAGGGAGAUGGGCUGGCAGGAUCGCCCAAAGCGAAGGUGAGCCUAAGGCCACCUUCAACUGCAGCGGUGGUCAUCACCCUGUCCAAGGAUGCGGUAGCGGGGGAAGCAACGUAUGCUUGGGCACUCACCGCUGCUAAGCAGCGGGUCAGCUUGGCGGACAUAGGGGUGAAGGAGGUCCGCACGCGGAAAACGGCCCUGGGAAGCCGAAUUCUCGAAAUUGGGGGGCCCGAGCGGUCUCAGCAAGCUGAUAGGCUUGCUGAGGAAAUACGGGGAGCAUUAGUAGGGAUCGCGACUGUCAACCGGCCUGUGAAAUCAGUGGAUAUACGGAUCAGCGGGCUGGAAGACAGCGUGACGCUAGAUGACGUGGUGGGGGCCGUUGCUGCCAGGGGGAAUGUUCCCCGCGAACAUGUGCGUGCGGGGCGUAUCUCCAUGGGCAGCACGAUAGUAAAGUGCCCCACCACAGCAGCAAAGGCGAUCAUGCAGGAUCGCCUUUGUAUCGGAUGGAGCACCGUACGGGUCACCCUCCUUGAGGCUAGGCCUUUACGGUGCUUCCGGUGCUACGGCAUCGGACAUGGCAGUGCAACGUGCACUGCAAAGGACCGCAGCGGCCUAUGUUGCCGCUGUGGUGGGGCAGGGCACCUUGCACAAAGUUGCACCGAGGAGCCAAGGUGCGACGUCUGUGCCGAUGCCGGGGCACCCGCAGGACACCGCAUGGGGGGGCGGAGGUGCAACCCCCCGCUAAUUAAAAGGAACACACCGAGAACGGGGGUGCCGGCCCCCGCCAUGUCCAUGGAACCGAGCGCACCGAGCGCGCCCACCAGUCUGGAGGGUACGGUUGCUCCUCAGGGGGAGCUUGAACAAAUGUCGUCGUAA
Molecule: messenger RNA, 1482 nt
Organism: Leptidea sinapis
Lineage: Eukaryota; Metazoa; Arthropoda; Insecta; Lepidoptera; Pieridae
Exons: 1
Coding region: 1-1482 (493 amino acids)
Molecular function (GO): zinc ion binding; nucleic acid binding
Source: RefSeq, a predicted model, not a curated record